AGUUCCUCGAGCGAUACACUAGCGACAUGAACAUCGUCCUGAUCUUCUCUGGUCUUUUCUCCGCUGUCGGCACGUCUUUCAUUGUCGCGAUGGAGUCCGAUUUCAGUCCCGACCCUAGUGACACCACGAAUGCACUUUUGAAGCAACUCGUGCAGAUCGGACUCGGCAAUCUCGCUGAGGCAGGCUCCACUCCCGUAGACCCAGCAUCUACGUGGUCUCCGACCGCGUCGACCUUAUGGGUCCAAAUGAUCGCAUAUGCGAGUUUGUCCAUGAGCUUGCUUGCUGCAUUCGGGGCCGUGCUGGGAAUGCAGUGGCUAGGGUACUACAAGUCGCACAGAUAUGG
Molecule: messenger RNA, 343 nt
Organism: Suillus fuscotomentosus
Lineage: Eukaryota; Fungi; Basidiomycota; Agaricomycetes; Boletales; Suillaceae
Exons: 2
Source: RefSeq, a predicted model, not a curated record